UAUAUCUGGGAGGGGGCGGGUACGCCCCUUCCUUUAGUGCGCGUCCGCCCGCAGCGCAGCAGCCACCCAUUCAGCGCGCCCGCAGUCCGAGAAGAUGGAGGACAGCGCCAUGGACAUGGAGAGCAUGGGCCCCCUGCGCCCCCAGACCUUCCUCUUCGGCUGCGAGCUUAAAGCAGAUAAGGAGUAUCAGUUCAAAGUAGACGAUGAAGAAAACGAGCAUCAGUUAUCUCUGAGAACGGUUACUUUAGGCGCUGGAGCCAAAGAUGAAUUACAUGUUGUAGAAGCAGAAGCAUUGGACUAUGAAGGCAACCCGAUUAAAGUAGUACUGGCAUCUCUGAAAAUGUCAGUGCAGCCUACGGUUUCAUUAGGUGGCUUUGAGAUCACACCACCCGUGGUCUUGAGGUUGAAAUGCGGUUCGGGGCCUGUUUACGUUAGUGGUCAACAUCUCGUAGCAUUAGAGGAAGAACCAGAAUCAGAUGAUGAGGAAGAUGAUGCAAAAAUUGUGAACACUUCCACAAAGAGACCAGCAAGUGGGGGAGGAGCUAAAACACCACAGAAAAAAGCAAAAUUGUCAGAAGAGGAUGAUGAGGAUGAUGAAGAUGAUGAGGAUGAUGAUGAUGAGGAUGACUUGGAGGAAGAUGAGGAAGAAAUGAAAACACCAGUGAAGAAACCUGUCCGUGAGGCUUCAGGAAAAAAUAUGCAGAAAGCAAAGCAAAAUGGAAAAGACUCUAAGCCGUCCACACCAGCAUCUAAAUCAAAAACUCCAGAUUCCAAGAAGGAUAAAUCCCUAACUCCAAAAACACCAAAAGUUCCUCUGUCGUUAGAGGAGAUUAAAGCAAAAAUGCAAGCGUCCAUAGAUAAGGGUUCUUCCCUUCCGAAGCUGGAACCCAAAUUUGCCAACUAUGUUAAGAAUUGCUUCAGGACGGAGGACCAGAAGGUCAUUCAAGCUCUCUGGCAGUGGAGACAGACUCUGUAAGAAAAGAAAACAGUUUAAACAGUUCAUUAAAAUCUGCAGUCUUAUUUCUGUAACCAUUAUUUGGCUGUCCUUUUUACAAAUGCUGAAAGAGCUUUUCCCUACUGUGUCUGAUAAAUGUCAUCCAGAUUACCUUGCCAAGAAUGUGUUGUCCAAAAUGCCUGUUUAGUUUUUAAAGACGGGACUCCACCCUCAGCUUCAUUUUAAGUAUGUAUGGAAUGUUUUGAUAAGGCAUGGUGGUGGUGGUGGUGGUCAGACAAAUGGAAAUGGUGGGGAGACUAAAUGUACGUGGAAAAAAAAUAAAAUUUAGUAUUUUAAUAAAGUA
This is a messenger RNA of Falco peregrinus (peregrine falcon), 1298 nucleotides long. RefSeq names its product nucleophosmin 1 (gene NPM1). Gene Ontology annotation, biological process: positive regulation of transcription by RNA polymerase II; ribosomal small subunit biogenesis; ribosomal large subunit export from nucleus. Gene Ontology annotation, cellular component: nucleoplasm; cytoplasm; centrosome. Bases 95 to 976 code for a protein of 293 amino acids. Gene Ontology annotation, molecular function: chromatin binding; RNA binding; histone binding. The transcript has 11 exons. Lineage: Eukaryota; Metazoa; Chordata; Aves; Falconiformes; Falconidae. The record is from RefSeq and is a predicted model, not a curated record.